AUGAUCUCUUUCAUUUUAGUAUUAACUGAUCAUAUUCAAUGGAAGCAAAAUUGGGCUUUCAGUUGUGACUUUCCUGGUAAUGAUUUCAAGGAUGUUCAAAUCUCUGGUGAUAAAUGCAAUGCAGAAUGCUCUAAAACAUCAUCAUGUACUCAUUUCGCUUGGGCUCAGUGGCAAGGUGGUACUUGUUGGCUUAAAAAAGGACUCAUUUCUAAACGUGAAGCAAUCAAAACUGAUAAUCCUACUGAUAUCUGUGGAGUAUUAAUUGACACAGAAACAAGUGAUGCACCAGUACCAGGACCUCCAGGUUCACCAGGACCACGUGGACAAAAAGGUGAUAAAGAUAUAGCACCUACCAAAGAUGAUCCAUCAUCAACAUCAACGAUAAACAAUAUCAAUAUAACCAUGAUCGAUUUUUUACCACCAACAAAUAUUUGGUGCCCUUGGCGAGCUCAUAGUUGUACGCAAACGAUUCCUCGACCUGGACAAAUGACUAUUGUCAUGGAUCAAAAGGCUUCAUUACAAUUUGAACUUUAUCUAUCAAUCAGUAACGAUCCAACAAAUGAGAGCUAUGCUAUUCGUCUAACAGUCAGUAAGCAACAAGUACAAAUUAACAAAAUAGUUGAUGGUCUGACGAUCGUUCUAAACCAGACAGCUGACUCCGAUCAUGUUUUACAAGAAGAGAAAGAUCUUUAUUGGUUUAGUAUUGACUAUGUGGCUUUGUCUGUAAAAUAUGGAAACGGUGAAGUACGAGAUAAAUGUACACUGUUGCGAAGCUUCGUUCCAUUAAUGGAAAAAAACUAUCUUCGACAAAUUCAAUUUGUUCAUGUAUCAUUCAAAGGUAGUCGAAUAUUGUCCAAUUAUAAGUGGUAUGAAUACAAGGUGAUAUUGAAAAUUGGUUAUUAUCCUGUUGUUCUGGAUCCACCAUUAUUGAUUGUAGAACCUAGAAAUGCAAGUCUUUCAAUGCUUCUUGAUAAUUCUGCUAUGCUUCUAACACGUUUAGAGGAGCCGUGUCAAAAAUUAUACAAUGAUAUUAUUAGUUGGAAAUUUCAGGACGAUGAUUUUCCUUAUUUUUUUAAAGCUAUUGAACAAAGUAUUGAACGAGAAUCGGGUUGGUGUCAUAAAAAAUUGAAGGAGAAGUCGGAUCGAUUUGGAGUAUCUAAUAUAAAUGCUACAUAUUUAAGAAUUACAAUUACCAUGAACAGAGGUACUUCACCCGGUGCUCCUUAUGUUUUCGAAAUCUGGCCACCUGGUCACUAUAGCCCAAUUCAUUCUCAUGCCAAUACUUAUGGCAUUAUUCGUGUCGUAUACGGUACAAUUAAUGUAAAACUCUAUCGAACAUUCAAUCCCAAACGAACAAAACCAUUUCAUGAUACAACACUCUAUACGGAUCAAAUUACUUGGCUUUCGCCUGGUUUAAAUCAGAUUCACAAACUAGAGAAUCAAUCACCUAAUCAAACGUGCAUCACCAUUCAAGCGUACGAGUACCGUACCAAUGAAGUUAAUCCUUAUGAAUAUUUCGAUUUUAUUGCUAACGAUGGAAUCAAUAUUGGAAAAUUCGAACCUGUAUCUGACAUGGAUUAUGUGGAAUUUCGAAAUCUGAUGAAGAAAGAAUGGAAUGAUGAAAUGUAA
Molecule: messenger RNA, 1629 nt
Organism: Rotaria sp. Silwood2
Lineage: Eukaryota; Metazoa; Rotifera; Eurotatoria; Philodinida; Philodinidae
Source: the annotation of a GenBank genome assembly